Molecule: messenger RNA, 1007 nt
Organism: Ipomoea nil (Japanese morning glory)
Lineage: Eukaryota; Viridiplantae; Streptophyta; Magnoliopsida; Solanales; Convolvulaceae
Product: CASP-like protein 5C3
Exons: 4
Coding region: 279-1007 (242 amino acids)
Cellular component (GO): membrane
Source: RefSeq, a predicted model, not a curated record
AAUCUUAUGCAACGAAAUGGAUUUUGAGAUGAUCCCCGACGAGGAUCGCAGACUACUUUAUCAUUUAAACAACUUUUUGGUAAGUAUUAAACGAAGCCAACCGUUACAGAUCGUCCUUAAAUUAAUCUCCUUUUUGGUCUCUUUCAUUCCAGGCCAGGAUGAUAAACGUGGCAUGGCGGGUCGUUCAUCGUGUUAUCGCCAGAUCAGACAUAUCUGGCCAAAAAGACACUAUAAAAGAGCGGCGGCGGUGCUAAUUGGAGAAGAAAACGAAAGGCAUAAUGGACUUGAUACCGGGAUCGUUAGGGACUUCCGCAAGUUUGUAUAUGAGAGUGGUUCAGGCUAUGACCUCCGUUGCCGGCCUGCUUUUCCUGUUCUCCGGUGAAGGCUUCCGUGAAUAUCCAUCCUUCUGCCUUCUGGCCACUGUCUUGACCUUGAUCAUACCAUGGAGCUUGUUUUGGGCCACUGUAGAUUGUCUAUAUGUUUUCAUCCAAAACCCUGAUCACCAACCAAGUACUAUCCUGACAAUCAUUAUAAUUGAUAUGAUGCUUGCAUUCUUGUCGCUUGCUGCAUCCUGCUCAACUAUUAGCUCAACAAAAUUCUUGUUCCCUGAUGACAUCUCCUGUGUCCAAGUAUUAUGCUUCCGAUAUCACAUCUCAGCUACUGCAGCCUUUGUGAUUGCAAAGGUGGGGCCUGUUGCUUACAGAUUGGCACUGCCAGCAGGUGCACAAAUUCAUCUUGUAUUUCAUGUUUCACGAUUGAAGAAGAAGGUUGGGGAUCAAAUUGUGCCUCAGCAUGAGCCUCCUUUGGUAGGGCAAGAAGGGGAGGUGCUUGCUCAACCAAUUGCAGUCUUGAACAAAAGGUUGAUCAAGAGGAAUAAUAAUGCAGUGACACAGAUCUUGGUUCAGUGGGCUAACUUUCCUGAGGAGGCUGCGACCUGGGAAUAUUACUACCACGUUACCAAGCAAUUUCCCACAUUUGAUCCUUGGGGACAAGGAUCCUUUGAAUGA